AUGGGGGAGGAAGAGGAACUUCCAAUAUAUGUGGAGGAUGUGGAGGAAGAAAAAGAGGACAAAAAUGGGAUCUCCAGCAACAAUGGCUGUUUCUGUGAACCGGUUAAUUGGCUCAGGAUGCUGGCCAGUGAAACCCAUUGGAGUUUUGUAUUGGGAGUGGUGGUCAUAAAUGGGAUCAGCCAAGGAUUUGGUGGAGCAUUUGCCCGUCUUGGAACAGAAUAUUACAUGAAGGAUGUGCAGCAAGUGCAGCCUUCAGAAUCUCAGUUUUACUUUGGAAUCAUCAACAUUCCUUGGAUUGUGAAGCCUAUCUGGGGUCUGUUCACGGAUGUUGUUCCCAUUUUGGGGUAUCGUCGGAGGCCCUAUUUGGUUUUCGCAGGUUGUCUUGGCCUAAUUUCGAUGCUGUUCUUGUCAUUGUGCAAGCAACUGCAUAUUGCACUUGCGCUGCUGCUUUUGACUGGAAGAAGUGCCGGAGUUGCAAUAGCAGAUGUAACUGUUGAUGCCUGUGUGGCCCAAAAUAGUGGCACCAUCCCUUAUCUUGCAGCCGAUAUGCAAAGCUUAUGCUCUUUGAGUUCUUCAAUUGGUUCGCUUGUCGGAUUCACUUUAAGCGGUGUCUUUCUUCACUUAAUUGGUCCAAAAGGUGUUUUAGGAUUGUUGUGCAUACCAUCUGGACUUCUUGUGUUUUUAGUUGGGGUUUUGCUCAAGGAACCUCAAACUUCUACUAACUUGGGUUACCAGCAGGUCAGCCAAAAAUUUGUUGAUGCUUCCAAAGCUAUGUGGGAAACAUUGAGAAGCCCAAGUGUGUGGAGACCUUGCUUAUAUAUGUAUUUGUCCUUUGCAAUCAGUGUAGAUAUAUAUGAAGGGUUUUUCUAUUGGAUCACUGAUCCGGUGGCAGGUCCAGCUUUUUCUAAGGAAAGCAUGGGUUUUGUGAUGGCAGUUGGUUCUGUUGGCUCGCUCUUGGGAACUGGUUUAUAUCAAUAUGGGUUGAAAAAUCAUCCCUUUCGAGACCUACUCUUCUGGACUCAGCUGCUGCUUGGUCUUUCGGGAAUGCUGGAUUUGGUGCUGGUUCUACGUUUGAACUUAAAACUUGGCAUCCCCGAUUACAUUUUUGUGGUAAUUGAUGCCAGUGUGUCUCAGAUGAUCGGGCGCCUUAAGUGGAUGCCACUCCUUGUUCUAAGCGCCAAACUUUGUCCUCCUGGAAUUGAAGGAACUUUUUUUGCCUUACUCAUGUCAAUUGAUAAUGCUGGAGUCAUGACAUCAUCAUGGGGAGGAAGCUUAUUACUCCAUGCCCUGAAAGUCACAAGAACGCAAUUUGAUAACCUUUGGCUCGCCACUUUGAUCAGAAACAUCCUGCGACUAACUCCUUUAUCUUUAUUAUUUCUGGUUCCAAAAGCUGAUCCUAACUCUUCCAUUCUUCCUGAUGAUAUUGCAAAUUUAAAAGAGGACUCUGAAACACCCCCAACUGAUGAAAAUGUUGAACUUGUUGGCCUUGUCAAAAGGGUGGAUGGAUUAUGGUCCUCUGGCUCACUUAGUGCUGGGAGAAAUUCCUACUAUUGUAGUAUCAUCACAGAGAUUGGCCAAAAAGGUAUUAAAGCCAAAGAUUCCGCUUUCGUAGAUAGCGCAGAAUUCCUGGCAGCAAUGACUCAUGAGCUACAAUUGUGCAGAUAUUGUUUUUGCUCCUCAUGGGGAGUAUUGGAGACAAAUGCGCAAAAUCUGCACUUUGGACUCACUGCUAAUAUUGUCAUAUGGCUCGAUUGGGCAGGUGGAGGCUUUGAAUCUCAUUAA
This is a messenger RNA of Oldenlandia corymbosa var. corymbosa, 1782 nucleotides long. The record is from the annotation of a GenBank genome assembly. NCBI's taxonomy places the organism in Eukaryota, Viridiplantae, Streptophyta, Magnoliopsida, Gentianales, Rubiaceae.